AAAACUGUCGCAGAGGUUUAAACUGCUUCGCAAUUCGUUGUUGGAGUCGUGUACGCGCUUUAAACAGUAAAGUAAGUACACUUAAUGCGUCGCGUAGUUUUAGGAUGAUUUUCAGCUGCGUUUUCUCAUGGCUCAACUUAUCGCGACCUGCAGUUCUGCUGCUGCAGGGUGCCGAUUUCACUCUCUGACGUCGGGCUACUAAUUAUAUAUAUACGCAGCACGCAAGAAUAAGAACAUCUCUAGCUGGCACCCAGAGUAAGCCCGUAAACUCGGUCUCUCCCGUGAAUUGCGCGUAAAGCCCCGGCUCCCGCGCCUGUCACGUGACGCUCGCCCGGGCGCGCGCUCCGACUUAAAAGGCACUCGCGGGAGCGCGCCGCUCGCUUCGGCGCAAGGACUGGAGUUAAAAGCGGCGCCGCGGGGGGUCUUAAUGACAGCGCGCCUUUAUGGCCCUCCAUAAAGGCGCGCUUUGUUGGGACCCGUCGGACAGGAUGUGCCGCAGCCGCGAGGCCUUUCAUGAACGCACACACGCGUGCGUUAAAACGCGGCUGUAGAGUGUCCCUUAACCACAUGAGAAUGAGGGCUGCCGCGGUGACUGGUGUCUAGCGCACCGAUCGCCUGCGUUCCGGGUCGGGCUGAGCUGAGAGCAGCAGUGCAGUGCAGUGCAGUGCCGUGUCCUCCACAUGGCUUCCCCGGUGCUUCCAUACUGGACCCUGCUUCCAUACUGGACCCUGCUUCCGUGCUGGACGCGGCUCCCCCUUGGGACACUUUCGCUGGCGGACAGCUCCUUUCAACUGGGCUCACGUCGCUCCUCGGCGUGCAAACCCAUUCCCAGCACCCUGACCCUGUGCCACGACGUGGGCUACAAGGAGAUGCGCCUCCCCAACCUUCUGGGUCACGGCACCAUGAGAGAAGCGCAGCAGCAGUCGGGGCCCUGGGCCCCGCUCGUGUCCAAAGGGUGCCACCGCGACACGCAGCGCUUCCUGUGCUCCCUCUUCGCUCCCGUGUGUUUGCCCGAGCUCGCGGAGCCGGUGCGGCCCUGCAGGCGCUUCUGCGAAGCCGUGCGGGACGGAUGCGGGCCGGUGAUGAGCGCCUUCGGCUUCCCGUGGCCGCACGUGUUCAACUGCAGCUUGUUUCCCGGGGACACGCGCCUGUGCGUCCCUGCGUCUGCAGCAGAGCCCCUGAGCCAUGAGGGAUCGCGCCUUGUGGCAGAAGCAACAAUAUGUGAUGCCUGCAAUCUUGGAGAUGAUGGGGAGAAAGUGAUUCGAUCCAGUUACUGCAAGACUCAUUUUGCCUUCAGUUUUAAACUGGGAGAGAGCUCCGUGGUGGGAGAGGACCGCAGGGUUGUCGCCAGCGGGCGGAUCAAGGUGCUGCUGCGCAGGGGAGCCUUUACCCCCCAGGGGGCAGUUGCGCAGGGCACCCUCUGGCUGCCGCAGGGGAGAAGCUGCACCUGUGAACCCCUGGAACGCCCCUUUCUGGGCCCCCUUGUAGGGCUGGGAAGCAUCGAUGGAGACAGGCCGGUCUUCGCUGCUCUGAUGAAGUGGACCGGUGCCGAGCGCAAGAUCAAGAAGUUCCUCAGGGGUCUGCAGAGAACAAAAUGCUCACAUUAAGGCUCUCUUAACAUUGCAUAUGAAUUGUGAAAAUGUAACAGUCUUGUCUCAUGUUAUAAGAGGGAUCCGCCAACCGAGAGAUGGAGGUAGAUGGAAUAAAAAUGGCCAAAGCAAAGACGGUGCAAUAACAGCGAACUGCUGUAUGCAUGCUUUUUCCAUCAGUUGGUAAAACAAUAAAUUAAUUUGUAUAAAUGAGUCGUCGUGUUUUCUUCUAGAUGGUUCUCUCUAUUGUGUGAAUGGGGAGGAAAAGUAAUUCGAUGCCCUAUUGACUGCACUUGGGCAAGAGAACAUGAUCCCAGCGCAGCUCUCCCGCUCCCCUGAAGGUGGCCAGAGGAGUCUUCCUGGGGAGGAGCGGCUGCUUUCGAAUAAUUCAUAAGCACCAGCCUGCUGGCUGCAACAGAGCCAGGUUCUCUUACCUGCUCU
Messenger RNA from Scleropages formosus (Asian bonytongue), 2030 nucleotides. RefSeq names its product secreted frizzled-related protein 2 like (gene sfrp2l). Lineage: Eukaryota; Metazoa; Chordata; Actinopteri; Osteoglossiformes; Osteoglossidae. The coding region runs from base 681 to 1607 and encodes 308 amino acids. Gene Ontology annotation, biological process: canonical Wnt signaling pathway; non-canonical Wnt signaling pathway. Gene Ontology annotation, molecular function: Wnt-protein binding. The transcript is spliced from 3 exons. The record is from RefSeq and is a predicted model, not a curated record.